GAGGGCUUCCACUUUACUUCUCCGCUAGGGAAAAUAUUACUUGGAAGAUCCUUGUCGUUUCGAAUUGCGAUUUCUCUACUGGUAGGCGUCCAAAAUCCAACUAAUUACGACCAUUCUUGUUCAUCGCUCUCGUUUUUUUUCGGUUCAACAGAUCGCUAUCAAACGUAAUCGCACAUAUACAUAUUUCUGAUUGAAAAUUUUGUUCAAUUUGAUUCGAAAAUCGACGGAUUUUACCUACAGAUUCAUCCGAUUUCGCCUGAUUUUGAAUUGAGGAUUCAAGGGAAGAUCAGAUUAUUCGACUGUGUAUUAGGCAGAAUGUUUAACGGAAUGAUGGAUCCUGAAUUGAUCAGAAUGGCGCAAGAGCAGAUGAGUCGCAUGUCCCCGGCUGAUUUGGCUCGGAUGCAGCAGCAGAUGAUGUCUAAUCCUGAUUUAAUGAGAAUGGCUACUGAAGGCAUGAAAAACAUGAGGCCGGAUGACUUAAAGGUUGCUGCAGAACAGUUGAAGCAUACUCGUCCUGAGGAUAUGGCUGAGAUUGGUAAAAAAAUGGCUAAUGCUUCACCUGAAGAAAUAGCAGCAAUGAGUGCCCAAAUGGAUGCUCAGGUUAAAUAUGAAAUUAGCGGAGCUGAGUUCCUGAAGAAGCAGGGAAAUGAUCUUCACAGCCAGGGAAAGUUUAAGGAGGCCCUGCAGAAAUAUUCGCUUGCAAAGAAAAAUCUGUCAAGCAUUCCUGCCGCGAAAGGCAGGAGUAUCUCAUUGGCUUGUUCCUUGAACAUGAUGUCAUGUUACUUAAAAACUGGACAAUACGAUGACUGCAUAAAGGAAGGUAGUGAGGUUUUGACAUAUGACGACAAGAAUAUCAAAGCUCUUUAUCGUAGGGGUCAAGCUUAUAAAGAGCUGGGACAGUUAGAAGAUGCAGUGUCUGAUUUGAGUAAAGCACUUGAAGUCUCGCCUGAUGAUGACACUAUUGCUGAUGUCUUAAGGGGUGUCCAAGAAAGAUUGGUGAAAGAAGGUGGUUCUUCAAGACGUAGAGGAGGAUUGGUUAUUGAAGAAAUAAUUGAAGAAGAACCAUUAGUGUCUUCAGAAGCCGUGGAUAAUUCAUUUCCAAAAAGUGUUGCGUCACAACCACGUGAAUCGAUCAGCCCUCCUAAGAGUCAAAAUGAAAUUCUUGGUGGGCCUCCCUUAUCAAGUUCAGAGUCUUUGGAGGCUUUAAAAAAUGACCCCGAAUCCAUGAGAUCCUUCCAGAAUUUUAUUUCUCGCGCUGAUCCAGACACACUAUCUGCCUUAAGUGGUGGAAAUGCCAAAGGCAUACCUCCUGAAAUGGUAAAGACAGCCUCCAAUGUUAUUGGCAAGAUGUCACCAGAAGAACUACAAAGAAUGGUCCGGUUGGCAUCCUCCUUUCAAGGAGAAAAUCCCUUUCUUAAAAAAGGUUCCUCAGAUAGCUUUGGCCCUGGCUCAGUUCCUCCAAAUGUGACACCCGACAUGCUGAAAAUGGCAACUGAUAUGAUGGGCAAAAUGUCUCCAGAAGACAUGCAAAAGAUGUUUACAAUGGCAUCUUCAUUAAAAGAGAAAAGUCCAGUAUCGGCUGCAACAACUAUUGAUUCUAAUGGGUCAGGUCAGCAGUCAAAACCUCGUGACACUAGGGAAAAUUUUAAAGUGGAUGACAGUACAAGUGCAAGCACUUCAUCACAGGGGUUUUCUGAUUUAAAUAAUGGUUCUUACUCAAGCUUAUCAAGUUCAAAUGUUGAUCUGCAAGAAGAAAUGAGAAACCGAAUGAAAGAUCCAGCCAUGAGACAGAUGUUCUCUUCAAUGAUUAAAAAUAUGAGUCCAGAGAUGAUGUCUAACAUGAGUGAACAAUUUGGGGUGAAGCUCAGUCAGGCAGAUGCAGAGAAAGCUCAACAGGCAAUGUCAUCUUUGUCACCAGAUGACUUGGAAAAGAUGAUGAAGUGGGCUGAUAGAAUUCAAAGAGGAGUUGAAGGUGCGAAGAAGACAAAAAAUUGGCUCUUAGGAAAACCUGGCAUGAUCUUGGCUAUACUUGUGCUACUUUUAGCAGUCAUCCUUCACAAGCUGGGCUUCAUCGGGAGCUAAACUUGACGUUCUAGCCAAAUAUUAGCAUGAAGAGUUGAGUAGAGUUUGGAAUCCUUGUACUAAUGUACUUGAAAUGGGGAUAUCAGUGGGUAAACCUUGGUUGGAGAUGACAUUAGUUACUUUUGUUAUAUUACGCUUUUUUUUUCUUUCUUUAUUUGGGUGUUUGUAGAUGUAACUUAAACUUGACAAAUUAUUUAGUUCGCUGUUUUGCGGUAGAACUCGCCGUUUCUAGAUGAAGUUUUGGUAAGACUACCCUUUACAAAUUAAGAAAUCAUGAACUUACUGGCUCA
This is a messenger RNA of Solanum lycopersicum (tomato), 2372 nucleotides long. NCBI's taxonomy places the organism in Eukaryota, Viridiplantae, Streptophyta, Magnoliopsida, Solanales, Solanaceae. The record is from RefSeq and is a predicted model, not a curated record.